Molecule: messenger RNA, 411 nt
Organism: Adineta ricciae
Lineage: Eukaryota; Metazoa; Rotifera; Eurotatoria; Adinetida; Adinetidae
Source: the annotation of a GenBank genome assembly
AUGGCUCGUACAAAACAAACCGCUCGUAAAUCAACUGGUGGCAAAGCUCCACGAAAACAAUUAGCAACAAAAGCUGCCCGAAAAUCUGCACCAGCUACAGGUGGAAUCAAAAAGCCUCACCGCUUUCGUCCAGGUACCGUAGCUCUUCGGGAAAUUCGUCGUUAUCAAAAAUCGACUGAAUUACUUAUCCGUAAAUUACCAUUUCAACGUUUGGUUCGUGAAAUCGCUCAAGAUUUCAAAACAGAUCUUCGAUUUCAAUCAUCCGCUGUUAUGGCUUUACAAGAAGCGUGUGAAUCAUACUUAGUCGGUCUUUUCGAAGACACUAACUUAUGUGCAAUUCAUGCUAAACGUGUCACCAUCAUGCCAAAGGACAUCCAAUUGGCCCGCCGCAUUCGUGGUGAACGCGCUUAA